UUAAUUUCCUCUAUCAAAACAAUGGCUUCCUACAGAGAUCCAGGCUAUGUAAUUAAUAGCAGGUCGGCAUAUGAUCCAAUAAGAUAUCCAUAAUCAAUGAACAUAGAUAUUAAUGCUUAGAAGCCUUUGGGUCCAGAAUCAGGGCCAGGAUUGCCAAUUUAAUUUGGAUCUGCCUCUGCAAGAACUUAUGCAUAAGAAGUACUCCUCAAAUCUAUACUUAAAGUUCUUAGUAUCCCCUGAGGUUUAAGCAUUAAAUAAAUAACAGCAAUUUCAGCAGCCGACUCAAGGGGCUGCCAUUAUAUAAAAUAUUGUUCAACCUUAGACUAUAUACUAAGAAGUUCAGCAUUAUGAUAAGCCAGUUAAGGUUGUACCUAGAACUGAUAUUGAGGAACCAUGGAGAAGUAUAAAUUGAUAUUGAGUUCAGAUAAAUGCACAUUCUUAGAAAAAUAAAUUUACGAUUUGCAAUAAGAAAACUUCAGAUUGAAAGCUUAGAAUAUUGCAUCUGAAAAGAUUAGUUAUUUUGAGGAUACAGGGAGGGUUAAUCAAUUGAUGCAAGAAGUGGAUAGACUCAAUAAAACCAUUUUAGAUUUGAAUUCUGAAAUUGAUCAAUGGAGACUCCGAUAUUCAAGUUUAGAAGACUAAUUGAAAAUGAGAUCUGUUGUUGAAAUGGAAUUAGAAAGAAUGAAGAGAGCUGUUCAAGAUAAUGAGAAUAUUGUGCAAAUAGAAAUGAACAGACUCAGAGAAUAAUUAGAUUAAUGGUAGAGAAAAUGUUAAUCUCUUGAGUCUUAAAGAUUUGAAGCCUAAGACUUUCUAUCCAAAUCAAGAACAAAAGAUUAAAAUAUCUGUAAUAUUAUGAUUAAUUUUAUAGUCAAUCUAUAAUCAGACUUAAAGAAAGCAGAACUUAGUUUGAAGUUAAAAUAAGAUGAUUUAGAUACUGUUUAAUAAAAAUUAAAUAGAUUGGAGAAAAUAGUUCGAGAAACUGAAUAUUAAAACUAAGAAAUUACCAAGUAAUUAUUCAAUUUCAAUUUUGAUAAGUCUUAAGAAAAUCAUUGAUGAUCGAAACAAAGAAUUAGAUAUCUUAAGAAGAUAAAGUCAAUCAUAGUAUGCUAAUUAAAACCUGAAGGAUUUAGAAAGCAAAGUUUCGUUGUUUUAAAAUGAAUGCAAUAGAUUAAAUUAAUUGUUAAAUCACAAGGAAUAGGAACUAUAAUUAUACAGAGAUUAAUUAAAGAGAUAAUCUCAUUAUAGUAAUAAAUAAUGA
Paramecium octaurelia is the source of this 1258-nucleotide messenger RNA. NCBI's taxonomy places the organism in Eukaryota, Ciliophora, Oligohymenophorea, Peniculida, Parameciidae. The record is from the annotation of a GenBank genome assembly.